CCUUCUACUUCCAACAACACCACAACAACCCUUCCAUUCCACCAAACCAUAACAAAACACUCAUCUCUUUCAUCAACACUUCUUCUGCAACUUUUACAUUCAACAAUGGCGGAAGAUUGGGAAAUUCACCUACGAACACUCUCUUCAAGCGCCAGAGACUCCAAUUUCUCCACCGAUCCUGCUUCAGAUUCCUCUCUUCUUCACUCCGUUAGGAAGCUAAUCGAGCUGUGUAAAAGUGAGAAUUCGGAGAAUUUGAUAGCUAGGGUUUAUCCGCAACUCAAUAGGAUAUUUCAGCGUUCUGUUUCGUCUAUUUCGCAGUCUAGAUCGUCGGCUGGACUCCUUUUGCUGGCCAUUCUUCAGUUUUUUGUUGAUUAUGGAGAGUUUGUUUUGCAUGAUGCUGAUCCUAGUUUACGGACUUUCUUUCGUUCGUGUUUGAGCCGUGAGUUUGCAGACCCUGUUGUUGCAGAAGCAACUCUAGAUUUUUUGAACCUGAACAAGAGGAAAAUCUUACUCACAUUUCCUACUUUACUCCCUCAGUUUUAUCCGUUGAUGCUUAAGUUGAUUGCAUGGAAUGGAGAGAAAUUAGAAAAACCAUUCCUAAGAGUGUUUCCUGGCUUGAUGUCUCCCGGUUCAUUUCUUCCUCUAUUUAUAUCACUUGUUGACUUACCAGUGUUGACUGGGGCACUGGAAAAGGUGGAAAAGAAUUCUGGACCACUAAUUGGUAGCAGCAUAGCUACAAUCCAGAAGAGUGCAGCUCCAGAGAUGCUGUUAGCCCUCAUGGAUGAAGCGUAUACUGGUUCAACGAUAGCAGAUGGAGGUGCAGAUUCCGAAUCUGAAGACAGCAAUUCAAUCACGUCAGAUCCAUUGUUUCUCGAACUUCUUAAAGAUGAAAACGAUGGCCUUGCGCAACGCCAUUGGACUUCUCCCGCAAUGGAAGCGACAUUGCAGGCAGCAAUUUCUGCGCCAUCUGAUAGACUAAAACAAGCACUCAAAAUGUCACCUCGGCUUCUUAAUGUGUAUUUUUCAAUAGCAUUGCAUGAUGUCAAUCAGGCUUUGAAAUGUGCUUUAAUCCCCAUGCUUCUCGACAGAUAUUCUAAGCUAUUUCCUGACAAAAUUUUCUCCUAUGAAGUACGGAAGAGGCUUCUAAAUUUCACAUUGGCUGCAUUUCAUCAAUCUCCAGAGUUUGUUGCAAUUCUGAAGAAGCCCAUAGUAGACAGACUCGGAGAAGCUUACGACAGUCCCGAAAAGACUGAGUUGGCGUUACAAUUAUGUUGGGCCAUUGGGGAGCAUGGAGGGGGCGGCGCAUCUCACAAAGAUGCGGCUCGUGAACUUUUCGAGAGUCUAGAACUUCUUCUCUAUGAAAAUCUUUCCUCAAGCCGUCUAGGUGUAGGAGAUUCUGUUCUUGGCUCGAGUAGCACAACUGUUAGAAGAUCAUCACAGUCUAGGCUACUCUGUUUCGUUGUGACAGCAAUAGCCAAAAUCGCAACGCACCAUCGCGAAUUACUACCCCGUGCACGCGUGUCACUGGGCAAGGUGGCUCAUUCACGAAUCUCUGAUGCAAGAGUCUGGAAGCGUGCUCGUGACUAUUUGGGACUAAUGAACGAGCCUGCAAUCUGUUUGUCUGUACUCGGCCCCUCAGGACCGUCAAGUGGGUCCGUACAAAAGCCAGGGACCAUCAAUUGGAGUGAGGGUAAAACAAAGAUAAUCGCCAACAUCCCAUUUUAUAUUCUCGGUGGACAAGAAGGCCCCCCUCAUCAUGAUUUCUCUUUGAUGGACAUUCUUCCUGCAAGUAAGCAGAUAAGUGGAUAGUCUUGUCCUCGCUUUUUUAUUGCGCGUGGGAAGAUUUGCGCCGUUUUUUAGUUUAAUUUCCGCGUUUUGGCAUCAUAUUCUUUGAUUGGUUGGCACUGUUUUGUAAAGUUCUUGGUUAUAUGACAACGUAACGGUACUGUUUCCGCCUAGUUUGGCUCAUGGGCACAUAGGAAUUUCCCUCUCAUUUAGUAGUUUAAAAACAAUAAUGAAAAAAAUACUUGCAAAGAA
Helianthus annuus (common sunflower) is the source of this 2037-nucleotide messenger RNA. Its product is annotated as AP-5 complex subunit zeta-1. The transcript is spliced from 16 exons. Gene Ontology annotation, cellular component: AP-5 adaptor complex. The coding region runs from base 106 to 1809 and encodes 567 amino acids. NCBI's taxonomy places the organism in Eukaryota, Viridiplantae, Streptophyta, Magnoliopsida, Asterales, Asteraceae. The record is from RefSeq and is a predicted model, not a curated record.